Messenger RNA from Fonsecaea pedrosoi CBS 271.37, 957 nucleotides. RefSeq lists its product as uncharacterized. The record is from RefSeq and is a predicted model, not a curated record. The transcript is spliced from 3 exons. Gene Ontology annotation, molecular function: oxidoreductase activity. NCBI's taxonomy places the organism in Eukaryota, Fungi, Ascomycota, Eurotiomycetes, Chaetothyriales, Herpotrichiellaceae. The coding region runs from base 1 to 957 and encodes 318 amino acids.
AUGGAAUGUCCAUUGGUCGGCUUGGGCACAUGGCAGGGCCAAUACGGCACCUUGGCGGCGCAGCAACUCGAGGACAGCAUCAUCCACGCCUUGCACCACGGGUACCGGCUGAUUGACACGGCGCAAUACUACGGCGUGGAAAAGGUCGUAGGCUCUGCGAUUCGCAAGUCCGGGGUGCCCCGGUCGUCGAUCAUUGUCAUUACCAAGUUCUGGUCGCAUUGGCACCAUGAUCCGGCUGCGGCGCUGCGCCAGUCCCUCGCCGACCUCGACAUUGACUACAUCGACAUCUUCAUGAUGCACUGGCCGACCCUCAUGCUGAAGGAGGGCGUUCCAGAGCCGUGGGGUACGAAGCCCGAUUUUAUCGACACGUGGAUCAUGAUGGAGGACCUGCUCUUGGACGAGUCGCUGGGCCUGAAAGACCAGGUCAGGGGCUUGGGAGUCAGCAAUUUCACUCGAAAGCUACUCGAGCCCUUGCUGGAGCGGUGUAGGCUCAAGCCACUGGUCAACGAGGUCGAGUUGCAUGCCAUGAAUCCGAAUCUAAAGCUUGUGCCGUGGUGUCAGAAGAACGGAAUCCAGGUCAUUAGCUGGAGCACCCUGGGAUCCGAACGAGUCAACGAACGGAAUCAGAUUCUAACACAUCCGCUCUUUACAAACAUUGCCUCCAAGCACGCCUGCUCCGUCGGCGUUGUCUCCCUUUCUUGGGCAGUACAGCGGGGUGUUAUUGUCAUUCCGAAGUCGUCGUCGCUGAAGCGCAUCGAGGAUAACAUCAAACUGGUUGAGCUCACCAAGGAAGAAAUGGAGGAGCUCAACAACGCCGAGAAGACGGUCGGCCGCAUGAGGCUAAGUGACACGAUUCCAGGGAUCCAAUACAAGAUGCCGGAUGGGCGAGACACCAUUCUAGGGUGGACGAAAGUAGAAUUUGGGUGGGAAGAUGAGAAGGGCGAGUGGUUGUGCUGA